GGCUGCGGGCGCCCGGGCCGGCCCCCUCCUCUCCGCCGCGGCCCGGGGUCCGCUGCGCGCCCACCCGGCGGCAUGGCCUCGCUCAGCUCGGCCGCCACGUACCGCGCCGAGCGCAUCAGCACCUACAGCCAGGGCCUGGGUGCCGGCGAGCCCCGCUUCGAGGGCGACCGGCGGCACGGCCCCUUCGGGGCUCGGGCGCACGAUGCCUUCGGGUACCCAGGGGCCCCGGGCGCGGUGUGCCCCUGCAGCCUGGGCACCUGGGUGCGGGCCCAGGGUGACACCUACCAGGUGGUGGCCGACGUGAGCCAGUUCGAGCCCCCCGACAUCGUGGUGACCACGUCCAACCGCCACGUCGCCAUCCGGGCCGAGAAGGUGGCCGAGGACGGCACCGUCUGCGACACCUUCACCCACAAGUGCCAGCUGCCCGAGGACACGGACCCGCUGUCGGUGAGCUGUGCCCUGACCGAGGCGGGCACGCUGGUCAUCACGGCGCGGCGCGGCGCUGGCGCCCGCCCCGGCGAGCCCCCGCAGCCGCUCUACCGCAGCGAGGCCAGGCUGUGAGCGGGCACCGGGUGCGGGGUGGGGGGGGCCCUGCCGCCCCGCGUGCCCCCUCCCCGCGCCGCGGUAAAUAAAGCCGUCGUGCCCCCUCGGCGGUGCCUCGUGUGCCGGGCGCCGUGGUCGAGCCGCGGUGCGGGCAGGGACCCCCCCCCCCGAGCCCCCGCAGCAGCGCUGCUCCCGGCUGCGCCUGCCCCCGCCGUGCCCAGGGCGCCGGCGCGACCGCUCUAUUUAUAAAGUCCUUUUAUUAAAUUAAUAUAAAAAUC
Rhea pennata is the source of this 821-nucleotide messenger RNA. Its product is annotated as heat shock protein beta-7-like. NCBI's taxonomy places the organism in Eukaryota, Metazoa, Chordata, Aves, Rheiformes, Rheidae. The record is from RefSeq and is a predicted model, not a curated record. Bases 73 to 561 code for a protein of 162 amino acids. Gene Ontology annotation, cellular component: cytoplasm; nucleus. The transcript is spliced from 3 exons.